Stylonychia lemnae is the source of this 735-nucleotide messenger RNA. Lineage: Eukaryota; Ciliophora; Spirotrichea; Sporadotrichida; Oxytrichidae. The record is from the annotation of a GenBank genome assembly.
AUGUCGUCACUUAGAAAUUUCAGAUUAGAUGAUUUGAUGAUGGAAAUCAGAAGAAGACAAAUCUGCGAGUCUAAACCAGCCCUUAACAUUAUCUUGAUUGGACCCCCAGGCUCUGGAAAAGGUACCCAAGCCCCAAUUAUCAAGGAUGACUUGUGUCUUUGCCACUUAGCCACCGGAGAUAUGCUUAGAGACGCAGUUACUGCUGGUACAGAGCUCGGAAAGCAGGCAAAAGCCAUUAUGGAUAGAGGUGAUCUUGUUUCAGAUGAGAUCGUUAUUGGUUUAAUUGAUGAUGCUAUGAAGCAACCAGAAUGUGAGAGAGGCAUUCUCUUAGACGGUUUCCCAAGAACCUCAGUCUAAGCUUAGAAGCUAGAUGAGAUGCUCAACUCUAAGUAAAAAAGUAUUGACAGAGUCCUUGAAUUCAAAGUUAAUGAUGAUAUUCUUAUUGAGAGAAUUGAGGGUAGAAGAAUUCACCCUGCAAGUGGCAGAUCAUAUCACACUAAGUUCAACCCACCCAAGGUUGAUGGAAUUGAUGAUAUCACUGGAGAAUCAUUGAUCCAAAGAAAGGAUGACAAUGCUGAGGUCCUCAUAAAGAGAAUGGGAGCUUACCACGGUUUAACUGCUCCAAUCCUAGAUUAUUAUAGACAAAAGAACAUUCUCAAGACCAUUGAUGCUAUGGCUGAAAUAAGCCAGGUUGGACAGCAAAUUCACGAAAGCAUAUACAACAAAAUCAUUUGA